GAAAAUACUGACACCGGCAAACUCCAAAAGGAGAGAGAGAAAGAGAAGCGUCUGUUUGCGCGCCGAAUAGCAGAGGGGUUUUGAGGACGACGAGCUUGAAAAUAUAAUCGGAGAAAAUGUUGUUCUUCUCAUAUUUCAAGGACCUCGUGGGAAGAGAAGUGACUGUGGAGCUGAAGAAUGAUCUCGCUAUUAAGGGUACUCUUUACUCCGUUGAUCAGUAUCUCAACAUUAAGCUUGAGAAUACUAGAGUUGUAGAUCAGGAGAAGUAUCCCCAUAUGCUAUCGGUGAGGAACUGUUUCAUUAGAGGGUCAGUUGUUCGAUACGUUCAGUUGCCUCCAGAUGGAGUCGACAUUGAACUGCUUCAUGACGCCACAAGAAGAGAAGCAAGGGGUGGCUGAAAUCCUCAUCACUACUAUCCUUUUAAUACUUUUAUUAGAUCUAGUUUCAAUAUCCAUUUCCCUGUUUUCAUGAUGUUUCUCUUCUCUAUCAAUGCACAUCAUCUAAUGUAAUAUUUCACUCGUGUUUGGUUUAUUUCCUGUUUAUUCAAUGUUGAUUACAAAUCUGAUUCAUAUUUAUUUACUUUUAUUUACAAAUCUUCAAAUCUUACCUUA
This is a messenger RNA of Impatiens glandulifera, 611 nucleotides long. RefSeq names its product sm-like protein LSM2. Lineage: Eukaryota; Viridiplantae; Streptophyta; Magnoliopsida; Ericales; Balsaminaceae. Gene Ontology annotation, molecular function: RNA binding. The transcript is spliced from 3 exons. Gene Ontology annotation, cellular component: catalytic step 2 spliceosome; Lsm1-7-Pat1 complex; precatalytic spliceosome. The record is from RefSeq and is a predicted model, not a curated record. Gene Ontology annotation, biological process: mRNA splicing, via spliceosome. Bases 117 to 398 code for a protein of 93 amino acids.